Molecule: messenger RNA, 1752 nt
Organism: Candidozyma auris
Lineage: Eukaryota; Fungi; Ascomycota; Pichiomycetes; Serinales; Metschnikowiaceae
Gene: WHI3
Product: mRNA-binding protein
Exons: 1
Coding region: 1-1752 (583 amino acids)
Molecular function (GO): mRNA binding
Source: RefSeq, a predicted model, not a curated record
AUGAUGAAUCCAAAUCUUAAUCCAGGUCCAUCGUUACCUAGCCAGCCCAGUCUUCUCUCGGGCUCCUUCUCAUCUGUGUCUCAUCCUUCAAACAAUCUGCAACCUCCUUCAUCGGGCUCUCUUCUGCAGCAGUUUUCUUUGAAGCUUCUGAAUUUGCCUCAGGAUUUGUCAGAGAGAGAGGCUCAACUCAUCUUUGCUUUGGUCAACGAUGACGUUGCCAGCGUUGAGCUCAAGGACCAAGUCAUUACUGCCGUUUUCAAGACUCUCAAUACUUGCAUCACCACAGGAAAACUUCUUGAACACAAGCCCAUUUUUGGAAGCAAUCUGCCGCAUGUAAACGUGGAGUACGAUGCUAAUGUGUCCAUGAUGGCUACAUCGAAUGCUUUCAACAACAUGAGACUUUCUAACUCCGGCAUCUCUCCUCCCUCAUCGCAUCCUGUUCCACUGGCUGCUCAGUUAUUAUCCAACUCUCAGUCUGGUCAGCAAUCAUUGGGCCAGGGAACGUUUGAUUCAUUCCAGAAACGCAAAUCUGUGGGUAAUCAAAGGUCUCGUUUCCUCUUUAGUGAUCCUUUCUCAGGUGCCACAACCCCAACAAAUGCAAAUCCUGGCGGCGGCUCCAUCGAUUUGAGUGACAUCACAGGUAAAUCGAUUCUCAUGAUGGAGUCUCACAAUGACGCUAGGGAGUAUGAAAACCUAGUACGCGACCCUUGGUCAUCUCAAGCGCCUGGAACCAUGAAUUUCGGAUCUAAUCCCGAAACACCAGGAAUGAACGUUUCUAACUCUUUUGAGUGGGGUGUUUCGUCAGGGCAGCUGAAUCAGCAAUCCCAACAGCAACAAUCAGGACAAUCGCUGUCUCAACAGCAGCAAUCCCAGCAGCAGCAGCCGCAACAACAGCAACAGCAGCCAAACCACUCGAACAAGUCGCAGUCGGCUUCUUCAAUGAGCGGCUCUGUCUCUCUGACCUCAAAUGCCCCUGGCUCACUUAAUGGAGAGAGAAGAAGAACCUCAUCUGCAUUCUUCACAAACGGACCAGGCAGCACGGUUCAACCACAGACGGCUUCUCAACCCCAGACCACGCAACAACCUCAAACAGUGGCUGCAAUCCUUUCUCAGGGGCCAACACAAUCCAACGGAAACAACUUGACCCCCUUGUCCAUUCCAUCCAAUUCCAUCAAUAGAAAUGGACCACCCUCAUCUUCAUCCGCUCCCGGUACUCAAGCGGCCAGUCAGUCAUCUCAACCAAACUCCGCAACAACACCAACUAAUUCAGCUCGCUCAUCUACGAAGGAUGUGCCAGAUUUGUCCUUGUUAGCGAGAGUACCACCACCAGCAAACCCUGCUGACCAAAACCCUCCCUGUAAUACGUUAUAUGUUGGUAAUCUUCCUCCAGAUGCCACGGAAGCUGAGCUUCGCACAUUGUUUUCACCGCAGAAAGGUUUUAGGAGAUUAUCGUUCAGAACAAAGAAUCAGUCUUCGAGUUCCAACGCGAACUCUUCCCACAACCAUGGCCCGAUGUGUUUUGUUGAGUUUGAGGAUGUUGCACAUGCUACUAUCGCUCUUGCAGAAUUGUAUGGCCGUGCUUUACCUAGACCGAACGGUAGCAACGGUAAAGGGGGAAUCAGACUUUCUUUUUCCAAAAAUCCCCUCGGCGUUAGAGGUCCGGGAAACCCCAGAAGGACAUCAUCGCAACAGGGUUCCAACAGUGGAACAAACAGCAAUGUUGGAAACUAUGGCUAUCAAAACUAUCAUUGA